UUGAUAUAUAAAUAUUUAAUUUUAUGAAAAAGUGAGUGAAUAACAGAACAGUUAUGGGUAAAAUUUGUGUUGUGAAAAGUUGUCCAAGUGGACGUAAUCCCCAAAACAAAAAAAAUAGUUCACCUCAGCCUCUUUCGUAUUUCCAACCAACAACACCGGCAAGAUUACAAAAUUGGAAAAUUUCGCUGGGUAUUGAAUUAAAAGCUACUGAUUACAUCUGUCAUCUCCAUUUUAAAGAGGAGCAAAUAAAAAUGUACGAGCAACUGUACAUAAAAGAAGAGCUCGUAAUUAUGCCUUUAGGAAAAAAAAUACUAAAAGAAGAAGCUUUACCAACAAUCCAGCAUCAGUUUAUUCCGGUAUUUGAACAUGAGUUUUUAACAAGUACUGUAGAUGAACUGAAAAUACCAAGCUUACAUUCGAAUAACAAUGGAGACGAAGAGCUAUUUCUAGUGCAAGAAAAUAACAUCGAGCCCCAGACAAUAUUAGUAAAUGAUGUUCCUGAUAAUCUAAUAGAUGAUGGUGUUCAAAGGGAGCAAGACUUGAUAGAACCACCUUUCAGUCAACACGCCUGUAAGGAUUCGAAGAAUCUACAAGAAAUCGAAGCUCCAAAAUUGCCACCGUUUUGGUUGUAUAUACCCGAGCCCAAUGGAUUUGUAUUUAUGCGAAUGGAUCCAACAACUCAGCAGAUCAAAAUUCGGUUACGCUUAAACAAGGAUACAUCUAUUACUGUUCUUUUUCCUAACAAUGACGAACUGCCUCUAAACGAAAAAAUUAAUUCAUUAAGUUGUAUCUAUGACUACUUGAAAUCAGUGGAAAGAUGGCCUUUAUGUGUUGGUACUCAGAUUCACAGUAUAAAGUAAGGAUUGCUUGUUUCUGCUUAAGUGAUUCAUACAAGAAAAGGAUUCAUACAAAUUGCUAGCGAUGCGGUCCAAUCGUACAUAGCUGGUUAUAUAGUUCGAAAAUUAAGAAAAACCAUAAAAUGUCAAAUUUGUUUAGAAGCUAUAGAGACGCAUGCUGAAGUUGGUAAACAAUUACAGCGGAAUGAUGUUAUCAAUAAAAUGGACUUAUAUGGUGGACUGCGGUUUGCAAGUAAUCAAUUAUUUGAUAUGACAAAGCAAUUGGAAACGUGUGUUAAGAGCUGUCAGUAA
Messenger RNA from Pararge aegeria (speckled wood butterfly), 1148 nucleotides. RefSeq lists its product as uncharacterized. The transcript is spliced from 3 exons. The record is from RefSeq and is a predicted model, not a curated record. Lineage: Eukaryota; Metazoa; Arthropoda; Insecta; Lepidoptera; Nymphalidae. Bases 54 to 860 code for a protein of 268 amino acids.